This is a messenger RNA of Closterium sp. NIES-65, 564 nucleotides long. The record is from the annotation of a GenBank genome assembly. Lineage: Eukaryota; Viridiplantae; Streptophyta; Zygnematophyceae; Desmidiales; Closteriaceae.
AUGAGCAGAGCUCGCUAUGGUCCUUACUUCUCGCAAGGAGUGUACGGCAGUGCGAGUGUGUGGAAGAUGCUCACAGACCUCUUCGACUACUUCCCUGUCACCGCCGUGGUCGAAUCAGAGAUCUUCUGUCUGCACGGGGGCCUGUCCCCCUCAAUAGACUCACUGGACCACGUGAGGCAGCUCGACCGCAUUCAGGAGGUGCCUCACGAGGGGCCCAUGUGCGACCUGCUCUGGUCCGACCCCGACGACCGCUGCGGCUGGGGCAUCUCACCCCGUGGUGCUGGCUACACGUUCGGCCAGGACAUAUCAGAGCAGUUCAAUCACAACAACGGGCUGAAGCUGGUGGCGAGAGCACAUCAACUAGUGAUGGAGGGAUAUAACUGGGCGCACGAGCAAAAAGUGGUCACUAUUUUCAGUGCACCAAACUACUGCUAUCGAUGCGGCAACAUGGCUGCUAUUCUGGAGGUGGAUGAUGCCAUGGGGCACACCUUCAUUCAGUUUGAACCGGCACCAAGAAGAGGAGAGCCUGAUAUCAGCAGGAGAACACCCGACUACUUCCUUUAA